AGUGUGACAGUCUCGUCUCUCAUUGGCUGAGCGUCUCUCGUGCACUGUGGCGCCGCUGACCGCGCGCGCUCUUCCUCGGUGAUCUUCAGCGGGUGUGUGUCGGUGCGCGGAUGGAGGCGGCGGUGCUGAAGCCGCGGAUGAUGGCGGAUGCUCGCGCCGAGCGGGAGGUGCAGAAGCUGCAGGAGCUCGUGCGGAAACUGGAGCGGCAGAACGAGCAGCUGCGGGCGCGCGCGAACAAUGUGCCGCCCUCGCCGGCGUGCCUGCGCGCGACCUCCCGCUGCAUCCCGAGCCCGGCGCCGAGCCUCGCGUGCCAGUAUUUCCCGCCGGACGAUCCGUUCCCGUAUUUCCAGCCGCAUUCCGCCGCGGAUGAUGAAGAUGAUGAGGAUGAAGAGGACGAGCUGAUGCUGCUGGAGCUGGAGAGCGUGAGUCCGAGCGGAGACUCUGACGAGACCUGGCUCUACGAGUCUCCCAGGUCUCAUCUGCGGUCCGGCGCCGGUCUGGACGCUCUGCAGUGGACUCGACAUGUUCUGGAUCAGCUGCGGCCCGAGCUGGACGCUGGCCGACACUCGCUCGGCCAAAGACUGGAGUCCGUCAGUAGAUGGAGGUCAGGCUUCUCCUCUCCUGCUCUUCCUCGUGCUCGUGUGGUUGGAGUUUCUCCUCUCUGCACCUCCUCUCCCUCCUCCAAACCCUGUGCUCCCCUUCCCAGCAGCACCUCCUGUGAGAGAGCAGGGCGCAGGGUCAGGCGCGGUGUGGACGGUGAUGUGAGCGCGUCUGAGCCGGACCAUGACUCUGUUACUCUGGGCUAUCGGCUGCAGGACCUCACGGACGUCCAGGUGAUGGCCCGACUGCAGGAGGAGAGUUUGCGUCAGGACUACGCCUCCUCUUCCUCCUCCUCCUCCUCCUCUGUGAACCGUCGCAGCGCCAGCUUCUCCUUCCAGUUCGGCCAGCGCGGAGAUUUGCACCUAAACGAGGAGGAGGAGGAUGAUGAUGAAGAUUACGGUCAGUUACCGCCGCCGCAGCCGCGUCUGAGUCGAGCCGGAGCGCUGCCGCAUUCACAGACCUUCAGCAGCAUCAGGGACUGGACGCGCAGCAGCACGCCUCGCUCCAGCGCAGCCCCGCAGACGCAGACGCAGACGCAGACGGGCCUCAGGAGCAGCUCAGAUAAGCUGAGGAGGAGUAUGCCGAACCUGCUGGUGUCUGCGGCUCUGAGUCCGGUGUCGUCGAGUCCGGCGCUGAGGAGCAGCCAGAGCUUCGAGUCGUCCGGUGCUCUGACUCUGACGCGUCUCCAGAGCAGCAUCCCUGCUCCAGCGCCGCUGCAGAACCGCGUGCAGAGCCUCGGGAGCUUCUCGUCCCGUCAGCCGCUCAAAGCCACCGCGUACGUCAGCCCCACCAUCAAGAGCUCCUCGGUCAGUUUACAGAGUCUGUCGGUCAGCGAGAUCCCUAAAGCGCCCGCGUCUCAGAUCCUGUCCCGCAGCGGUCUCCCGCGGCCCGCGUCCUUCAUCGCCAGCGGCUCCAGCCCCCGCGGCAGACUCUCCGCACCUGUGCGCAGUCUGCUGACCCCACCCAGGAGCUGGCGCGAGGGCUGUUACUGACCGCUCGGGAGUGUCCUGCAGGCCGGGCCGCUCGAGUAUCACCAAGUGCUCUUGAGGAGCAUCUGACGGCUCUCUCUCCUCCGGAGCACACACACACGCGUGUCACACACAUGCUGCUCAAUCAGGGACGGCUCGUCUCUGUGCUAAAGCAAUCGGGACGGAACUGACCAACUUGAUAUGGUUUGUACGAUUGUUUGAAGUUGGAAUAUGAUUCAAUUUUUAAGAUUUCAAAAGUUUUAACCAAAUUUCAACAGGUUUUUAACUGUUCACAGGUAUGAAAGACUUAAAUGUGAAUAUGUUAAUAUGAUUAAUAGUGCUUUUUAAUCACUGAUCUGUGUGGACCAGUUAUUGCACCAUUUGUAAACGUAUCAAUGUUUUGAUUAUAAUUGUUCUUCUUGUAUUAAUUUGAUGUUGCACUUUCACUGUUAAUGUUUAUUUUAUCGUGGAUUAUUUCUUUGGAUGAUUUUCGGAGGCCACAGGUGUAGCACUGUAUUUAUUUUAAAGUUAUCUUCUCAUCUCGUUUCCUUAAUUUAUCAUGUAAAAUAUAUUUAAAAGAGCAUUUUUCGUGUUUUGCACAUUGUUUCUGUAAAUGAAACCACACUUUUCUUCUUAAAUAUUUCUGUGACUGAUAUUUUAACGGGUGUGUCUGUAUUUAAAGUCCAAAUAAAGUUUUGUUUGUUUUUUA
Cyprinus carpio (common carp) is the source of this 2277-nucleotide messenger RNA. Its product is annotated as SLAIN family member 1b. Gene Ontology annotation, biological process: cytoplasmic microtubule organization; positive regulation of microtubule polymerization; microtubule nucleation. NCBI's taxonomy places the organism in Eukaryota, Metazoa, Chordata, Actinopteri, Cypriniformes, Cyprinidae. Gene Ontology annotation, cellular component: microtubule plus-end. The record is from RefSeq and is a predicted model, not a curated record.